AUGUGCAGGAUUGAGAGGACUGAGAAAAAGUGUGUUGAAAUUGGACAAGGCAGAAGGAGAGAGAAGAAAGAGAUGCGAGGACGGUUGGUGAAUGGAGUGGAGAUAGUGAAGAAAAGUUUUUCCAAGUCUAAUAUGAAGGUCUGGAUGUUUCGCGCAACAACUUCCGUCUUGCUGUGGACCUGCAUCGUUCAAUUGACCACCAUCGGCGAGCUGUGGGGGCCUAGGGUUUUGAAAGGAUGGCCUUCCUGUUUCUCCCACGAGUCAGCUUCCCUUUUGCAGGAGAAGCUUCCGGGAGUUCCAGCUCGCGUUUUGCCUCCCAAGAGGGUCUAUAGAAACAAUGGAUAUCUUGUGGUUUCUUGCAAUGGAGGCCUGAAUCAAAUGAGAGCCGCGAUAUGUGACAUGGUUGCCAUAGCAAGAUACUUGAAUGUCACUCUUAUUGUCCCAGAGUUGGACAAGACAUCCUUCUGGGCUGAUCCCAGUGAGUUCCAGGACAUAUUUGAUGUUGAUCAUUUCAUCACAUCACUCAGAGAUGAGGUCCGAAUAUUGAAAGCCUUGCCUCCCCGUCUUAAGAGGAGAGUGGAACUAGGGAUGAGUUAUUCGAUGGCACCAAUUAGUUGGUCAGAUAUAUCCUACUACAGCGACCAGAUUCUUCCUUUGAUACAGAAGUACAAAGUCCUUCAUCUUAACAGAACAGAUACAAGACUAGCAAACAAUAAUCAGCCUCUAGAGAUUCAGAAGCUACGUUGUCGUGUGAAUUUCGGUGCUCUUAGAUUCACUUCUCAAAUAGAGGAGCUGGGUAGAAGAGUUAUAAGACUUCUCAGGCAAAAUGGUCCUUUCUUAGUACUUCACCUGAGAUAUGAAAUGGAUAUGUUGGCAUUUUCUGGUUGUACUCAAGGCUGUAAUAUGGAAGAAGUGGAAGAAUUAACAAGAAUGAGAUAUGCUUAUCCUUGGUGGAAAGAGAAGGUAAUAAAUUCCGAUCUUAAAAGGAAAGAUGGAUUGUGCCCUUUGACCCCAGAGGAGACUGCCCUUACUCUGAGGGCACUGGAUAUUGACCCAAGCAUGCAGAUCUACAUAGCUGCUGGUGAAAUAUAUGGCGCGGAGAGGAGAAUGGCAAGCCUUGCAGCAGCUUUUCCAAAGCUGGUGAGAAAGGAAACACUCUUGGAACCAUCAGAUCUGAGGUUCUUUCAGAAUCACUCGUCCCAGAUGGCAGCGUUGGAUUAUCUCGUUUCAUUGGAAAGUGACAUAUUUGUGCCCACCUAUGACGGAAAUAUGGCCAAAGUUGUUGAAGGCCACAGAAGAUUUCUUGGGUUCAAGAAGACGAUAUUACUGGAGAGAAGGCUAUUGGUAGAUUUGAUAGACCGGUAUACGAAUGGGUCACUGAGUUGGGAUGAGUUUUCGGAUGCGGUGAAGGAAGCACAUGCCACAAGGAUGGGUAGCCCAGGAAAACGGCUAGUGAUCCCAGACAGGCCUAAGGAAGAGGAUUACUUCUACUCCAACCCUGAAGAAUGCCUGCAGCAGUUGGGCGAGCCGCUUUUUAGCAGUAUGCGAUGA
This is a messenger RNA of Linum trigynum, 1551 nucleotides long. The record is from the annotation of a GenBank genome assembly. NCBI's taxonomy places the organism in Eukaryota, Viridiplantae, Streptophyta, Magnoliopsida, Malpighiales, Linaceae.